AUGAAGUUCUUGGUAUACCUGCUGUUGGGUCUCGUAGCCGGACUGAAAGCAGGAGGUAACGGACCAGAAGUGUGUCUUUUGGAGCCUGAUGAAGGACAAUGUAGAGGCAUUUUCAGAAGAUGGGCAUGGAAUCCAGCGGAAGAGCACUGUGAACCAUUCGAGUACGGCGGUUGCGGGGGUAACGGAAAUAACUUUAUGACACAACAGCAAUGCCUGGAUGAAUGCUGGAAUAAACACGUUGACAAAGAGCACUGGAAAGAGCCUGAACCGAGAUGCAUUAAGUACAUAAAAUAA
Necator americanus (New World hookworm) is the source of this 294-nucleotide messenger RNA. RefSeq lists its product as uncharacterized. Lineage: Eukaryota; Metazoa; Nematoda; Chromadorea; Rhabditida; Ancylostomatidae. The transcript has 3 exons. The coding region runs from base 1 to 294 and encodes 97 amino acids. Gene Ontology annotation, molecular function: serine-type endopeptidase inhibitor activity. The record is from RefSeq and is a predicted model, not a curated record.